This is a messenger RNA of Paramecium tetraurelia, 1053 nucleotides long. RefSeq lists its product as uncharacterized. The record is from RefSeq and is a predicted model, not a curated record. The transcript has 4 exons. Lineage: Eukaryota; Ciliophora; Oligohymenophorea; Peniculida; Parameciidae.
AUGAUACCCUCGACUCGAAUUUGUAUAGCCCCGAAUUGUCAAGCAUAAUCCCGAUUAAUUUAAUCCAUAAAGGAACUCGAUUAUCACAAAGGCCAUAGUUCCUCCAGUCUGGGAUAACUCACCAAGAAAUUGAAAGAUGUCAUACCUGAAUUCCCAAUCACUGCAAGCACCAAACAAAUUAUUGAAUCUAAAUUUCAAAUUAUUUCGGAAUACUUGCAGAAGAAAUAAGAAAUUUAUCAGAAGAAAUGUGAAAAAUAUGAAUUGAUUGAGGCAGCAUCCAAAUUUAUCAAUUCCGAAUACUCCUUAUUAAAUGAACGGGCAAUAGAUUUAAUAGUCAAAGCACUGCCCAAUAACAUUUCAGAAACCCUAGAAUUGCAGACUGCUUAAUAUUGUGAAUUACAAAUUCAAAUUCAAAAAGAAUUGGAUGAUUUAUUUCAUUUAAUUAGUGCAGAUACAAAAUAAGAAUCAAUUUAACCUGUCCAAUAAGUUCAAUCACCAAAAAAGAAAAUAUCCCAAAUUCAAACUGCAGCAAUCCCAAUCGCCAUCACUGAGAAACCACAAUUCAUAAAAAUGCCACAAGCCUAUGAUUAACUUACCAAAUUUGAAAUCGUCAAUCAAAAAGCAAAACACUUAGAAGGAUAUCCUUCCUUCGUCAUGACCAACCAAUUACUCAAAGAGGGCACUCAAAUUAGAUUUGAGAUCAUUAAGAUAUAGAGUGACUAUGUAGGAAUAGGUAUAGGAGCUAUGGAACGAGUAUCUAUUGAAAAAAAUGGAUUGAUCCUUACUGGAGAGUAGCUCUAAACAGUUGGCCAUGGCGUGUACAUGAAUUUUAAUGACAAAUGUAUUUACCAUAGUGAAAUUGAAAAUGGGGCUGUUUAAGGAAAGGACAAAGGUAUUUCAUUUUAAGAUGGGGAUAAAAUUCUCUGCACUUAUUCAUAAGGACAACUGACCUUUUUAAAUUUGAAAACCAACUCCUCAUAUACAAUGAAAGUUACCUUAACCGAUAUUAUAUUUAUUGUUUGGUUAGACUUGAGUGAAAUUAAAAUUAUUUGA